Molecule: messenger RNA, 288 nt
Organism: Diatraea saccharalis (sugarcane borer)
Lineage: Eukaryota; Metazoa; Arthropoda; Insecta; Lepidoptera; Crambidae
Source: the annotation of a GenBank genome assembly
AUGGUAGUAUUUCUGGACAUUGACAAGUUCUUGACUCGCAAAGAUUUCAGUCUACUCAAAAGAACUAAGUGGCCAUGGAAAAGAACACACUUCAUAUUAGCAACAAAAUGCCAUAACUGCAAAACCUAUACUGACACGAACCUCGGAAUACCGACUCAUUUUGUUAUUUUUAGUGACAGACAAAUAAUUCGUCUUUUAAAUCGUAAAUUCUUCUGGUGCCAAACCUGUUUAUUAUUUACCAUUUAUGACCAUUUUCUUGACGACGAAUGUGAAUAUUGUUACAAGUAA